AUGCCUCUGACUUGCAAUCCAGCUGAUCCAGCUGAUGGACUGACGGUUCCAUAUCCCGAGGAUAUUCCUCACUCGGCAGAAAAUGUCGAAUCUACCGCAGCCACAGCGGAAAGGAUAGUCGCAAAUGCCACUGGACCAGAGUUGAUCGAACAAAGUCAACAGCUGGCGUCGUUGGAAGAAGAGCCAAUUGCAGGACCUCCGCCGGACGUGGAAGUGUUCCUCGCAAAUGACAUCGAAGAGUCCAAUGCAGACACCAAUACCGAGACAUAUGCAGUCCGGCCACAGGCACAUGGGCUGCUGUCGACUGAUCAACUUGCCCCAUUGGCAAAUGAGCAAACCGGGUUCGAUCGAGAGGCAUUAGACUUUGAUCCCAGCUUUGAGGCAGGCUCAACAUCAAUGGUCAAUCACACAGAUGCAGGGACGAUGAUACAACUCGCGCCACCAAUGUUACCCGACUUUGAAAUAGACGACGAGACGUGGGCACAGGAAAGCACCAGUACCAGCUAUGUAUCAUCCAUUGCGUCUGAAAUAUCACGGGGCAUCCUCGAGAACGAAAGACUGUAUCCACAGUACGGCAAACACAGCUACGGUAUGCCCAUCGACGAAGCUGAGAUGGAUCGCAUGGAUCUUCAACAUCGGAAGUAUGAACUGGUCAUUGGAGGCAGGCACUUUCUCGCUCCCAUUGAUGAUUGUCCGCAGAGGAUUCUUGACCUGGCAACGGGCACAGGCAUCUGGGCACUGGACGUGGCAGACAUGUUCCCCAGUGCAGAGGUUUUGGGAGUCGACAUUGCUCCUAUUCAACCUAAAUGGGUGGCUCCAAACUGCUCGUUCGAGAUUGACGACAUUGAAGAUAGCUGGACUUACCGCACCGACAAUUUCGACUUUAUUCACUUGCGAGAUCCGCUGUACAUGGUGAGGGACUGGCCCAAGCUGGUGCGUCAAAUGUAUGAGCACACCAGACCGGGAGGCUGGGUAGAGCUGGCUUCUGUCUAUCCACGCGUGAUGUGCGACGAUGGAUCCAUGCCGGACGAUUCGAUGUUCAAGUUCAUCUGCGACAAGUUCAUCGAGGCAUCUUACAGGAUGGGGGCUCCGUUAGAUAGUUGCCUUCGCUUCGCCGAGUAUCUCCGGACCGCCGGGUUUGUGGAUGUGGCCGAGCACGUAUUCAAAAUGCCAUCGUCCCCGUGGCCCAAAGACGAACGACUCAAGAAGAUCGGGGCUUUGGAGAUGACGAAUGUGGUCGAGGGUGCUUCGGCGUUUGGUCUGAGGGUUUUUUCUCAUGCAUACGGGUGGACACGCGAGGAGACGGAACUGGCCAUGGUGGGAUUUCGGAGGGAUGUGAAGAACCGCAAAUACCACCAGUAUGUGCGAUAUUAUGUGGUGUAUGGGCGCAAGCCUCUUCCGGCUACGACGGACUGA
Messenger RNA from Exophiala spinifera, 1416 nucleotides. RefSeq lists its product as uncharacterized. Gene Ontology annotation, molecular function: methyltransferase activity. Lineage: Eukaryota; Fungi; Ascomycota; Eurotiomycetes; Chaetothyriales; Herpotrichiellaceae. Bases 1 to 1416 code for a protein of 471 amino acids. The record is from RefSeq and is a predicted model, not a curated record. The transcript is spliced from 2 exons.